Cercocebus atys (sooty mangabey) is the source of this 2125-nucleotide messenger RNA. RefSeq names its product G protein-coupled receptor 87 (gene GPR87). The coding region runs from base 983 to 2059 and encodes 358 amino acids. Gene Ontology annotation, cellular component: membrane. NCBI's taxonomy places the organism in Eukaryota, Metazoa, Chordata, Mammalia, Primates, Cercopithecidae. Gene Ontology annotation, molecular function: G protein-coupled purinergic nucleotide receptor activity. The transcript has 3 exons. The record is from RefSeq and is a predicted model, not a curated record. Gene Ontology annotation, biological process: G protein-coupled receptor signaling pathway.
AACAGUGUGAGACUCUGUCUCAAAAAAAAAAAGUGGGGGGGCUAUGAUUAUAUAACUAUAUCAUUGUUGGAUACUUUUUUAAAGGAAUAAAAUAAAUUGCUUUAUGUUAAAGGUCAGCAUUCAAAGGAGUCAGUGAACCCAGCCCCUGAAUAAUUUAACAUAUUUUGAAUAUUUAUCAUUGUGUAUGUGUAAAAAUAUGUCUAUAGAUUUCAUUAGUUUCAUGAAUAAGACUACAGGCUUCCAAAGUUAUCAAUUACAACAAUAAACACAUUUUAAUUUGUCUUUAAAUAAUAUGUAGAGUAAUAUUUUCAAAGAAUUCCUGUCAUAAAGCAUCUUCUUAUUCCUUUUAAUCCAAAAUGUAAUUGGUAGGAAGACUGCAAAUACAUGUUUUCUAGAUAGCAAUAGAAAGCUGGAAAAAAAACAAAAGACCUAAAAAUUGGAUCUGAUGAAGUUAGUAGGCCCCAACCUGAGACUUCAUCCCCCACUCCUUAAGCAGACUUCUGGCAGUCUAAGCUCCAGCCCUCUGUGUUUCCUUCAGGUGAAUCACCAUCUGAUUCCUGCAGGUUCAGGAAAUACUCUUCCCCAGUCGACAAAUCUCACCUACUCUUAGUUAUGAGUCAUUUACAUUAGCAAGAGAGCAAGUUGUUCCAGUAGUUGCCGGGCAGGAGAAUUUGAAAGGGUGCCCCAAAGGACAAUCUCUAAAGGGGUAGGGGAGAUACCUACCUUGUCUGGUAGGGGAGAUGUUUAGUUUUUAUGCUUUACCAGAAAAUCCACUUCCCUGCUGACCUUAGUUUCAAAGCUUAUUCUUAAUUAGAGACAAGAAGCCUGUUUCAACUUGAAGACACCGUAUGAGGUGAAUGGACAGCCAGCCACCACAAUGAAAGAAAUCAAACCAGGAAUAACCUAUGGUGAACCCACGCCUCAACUGUCCCCAAGUGUUUCCUGACACGCAUCUUUGCUUACAGUGCAUCACAACUGAAGAAUGGGGCUCAACUUGACACUUGCAAAAUUACCAAAUAACGAGCUGCACGGCCAAGAGAGUCACAAUUCGGGCAACAGGAGCGACGGACCAGGAAAGAACACCACCCUUCACAAUGAAUUUGACACGAUUGUCUUGCCGGUGCUUUAUCUCAUUAUAUUUGUGGCAAGCAUCUUGCUGAAUGGUUUAGCAGUGUGGAUCUUCUUCCACAUUAGGAAUAAAACCAGCUUCAUAUUCUAUCUCAAAAACAUAGUGGUUGCAGACCUCAUCAUGACACUGACAUUUCCAUUUCGAAUAGUCCAUGAUGCAGGAUUUGGACCUUGGUACUUCAAGUUUAUUCUCUGCAGAUACACUUCAGUUUUGUUUUAUGCAAACAUGUAUACUUCCAUCGUGUUCCUUGGGCUGAUAAGCAUUGAUCGCUAUCUGAAGGUGGUCAAGCCAUUUGGGGACUCUCGGAUGUAUAGCAUAACAUUUACAAAGGUUUUAUCUGUUUGUGUUUGGGUGAUCAUGGCUGUUUUGUCUUUGCCAAACAUCAUUCUAACAAACGGUCAACCAACAGAGGACAAUAUCCAUGACUGCCUGAAACUUAAAAGUCCUUUGGGGGUCAAAUGGCAUACGGCAGUCACCUAUGUGAACAGCUGCUUGUUUGUGGCUGUGCUGGUGAUUCUGAUCGGAUGUUACAUAGCCAUAUCCAGGUACAUCCACAAAUCCAGCAGGCAAUUCAUAAGUCAGUCAAGCCGAAAGCGAAAACAUAACCAGAGCAUCAGGGUUGUUGUGGCUGUGUUUUUUACCUGCUUUCUACCAUAUCACUUGUGCAGAAUUCCUUUUACUUUUAGUCAAUUAGACAGGCUUUUAGAUGAAUCUGCACAUAAAAUCCUAUAUUACUGCAAAGAAAUGACACUUUUCUUGUCUGCGUGUAAUGUGUGCCUGGAUCCAAUAAUUUACUUUUUCAUGUGUAGGUCAUUUUCAAGAAGGCUGUUCAAAAAAUCAAAUAUCAGAACCAGGAGUGAAAGCAUCAGAUCACUGCAAAGUGUGAGAAGAUCAGAGGUUCGCAUAUAUUAUGAUUACACUGAUGUGUAGGCCUUCUAUUGUUUGUUGGAAUCUGUAUGUACAAAGUGUAAAUAAAUGUUUCUUUUCGUUAUCCUU